AUCGUAAAAUACUUGUUUCUUGGGUAUGAAUUUGGGUCUUUACGUUCAUGCUUCGAGAUCUACCUCCUUCAUGUGCCAAUUAUUCGUCAAUUUUAGAAUACCAGUGCCGAUUUGAUUUCCUUCUUUGAUGUCAGAUCUUUAGCUGUUUACACAUAAGAUAUGGACUUAUCAACGGCGCUUUACAGCCAGCUUAAGGAAGCGCAGCCAUUCUUUGUGUUAGCUGGUCCCAAUGUGAUUGAAUCUGAGGAACAUAUUUUUUACAUGGCCAAACACAUUAAGGCCAUCACUUCAAAACUCGGGUUGCCAUUAGUUUUCAAGUCAAGCUUUGACAAAGCCAACAGAACUUCGUCAAAAUCUUUUCGUGGGCCUGGAUUAGCUGAGGGACUGAAGAUCCUUGAAAAGGUGAAAGUGGCAUAUGACUUGCCCAUAGUGACCGAUGUACAUGAAGCUAAUCAGUGUGAAGCAGUUGGCAGGGUUGCAGAUAUAAUUCAAAUUCCAGCCUUCUUAUGCCGACAGACUGAUCUCCUAGUUGCUGCUGCCAAGACUGGAAGAAUCAUAAAUAUAAAGAAAGGCCAAUUCUGUGCUUCCUCUGUCAUGACCAACUCUGCAGAAAAAGUCAGAUUGGCUGGAAAUCAAAAUGUUAUGGUUUGUGAGAGAGGGACCAUGUUUGGAUACAAUGAUUUAAUUGUUGAUCCACGCAACUUCGAGUGGAUGAGAGAAGCUAAUUGUCCUGUUGUAGCAGACGUUACACAUGCAUUACAGCAACCUGCCGGGAAAAAGCUGGAAGGUGGUGGUGUUGCCAGUGGAGGUCUCCGGGAGUUAAUUCCUUGUGUAGCAAGGACAGCAGUUGCUGUCGGUGUGGAUGGACUUUUCAUGGAGGUGCAUGAUGAUCCACUUAGUGCUCCAGUUGAUGGUCCAACUCAAUGGCCUCUACGCCAUUUGGAGGAGCUGUUAGAAGAGCUUGUGGCAAUUGCUAGAGUUAGCAAGGGGAAGCAACAAUACAAGAUUGAUCUUAGUCCGUUCCGCGAGUAACAAGUUGUAUAUGCUGGUUUUUCGCGUGCAAUGAACAAAGAAAGGAAAGAUCCUGCUCUGACCUCAGAUCAGAUAUAUGCCCGUGUGAAAGAUUGCAAUAUCAUAAUCUAUGGUUUGAGAAAAUACAUUUCAUUAUCUACACAUUAUUGUUGUGUAAUUCAAAAUAGACACACAAACGGAUGUAUACUUCAAGAUUUAUGAUUCGGGCUCUUGUUGUUCUUCGUUUCAUCUAGGGGUCUUGUUUGCAAAGAAUAUAUAUUCUAUAUCAGAUGGUCAUUGACUCAACGUUACUUGGU
This is a messenger RNA of Cynara cardunculus var. scolymus (artichoke), 1328 nucleotides long. Its product is annotated as 2-dehydro-3-deoxyphosphooctonate aldolase 1. Gene Ontology annotation, molecular function: 3-deoxy-8-phosphooctulonate synthase activity. Lineage: Eukaryota; Viridiplantae; Streptophyta; Magnoliopsida; Asterales; Asteraceae. Gene Ontology annotation, cellular component: cytosol; cytoplasm. Gene Ontology annotation, biological process: monosaccharide biosynthetic process. The transcript is spliced from 14 exons. The record is from RefSeq and is a predicted model, not a curated record. The coding region runs from base 160 to 1032 and encodes 290 amino acids.